AUGAUGGUCGAAGACGAGUUCUACGCCAUGGCGCAGACCUUCACCAAGCACCUCCACUAUGCGGAAUACGUCAAACGCAAGAAGGAGGCAAAACUCCAAAACGCAGCUGCAAUUAAAGACCUUGCCAGACCUACUGAUGGUGUCACGCCGAGAAGCGAAGAGACGAAGAGGAAGGAGGCGGCCGCCACCCUCUCAGCCCGUCAAAGGGCAGGCUUGGAGAAAAUGGGCGGUACGCGGCCGCAGCUGGACUCUGAUAAGGAGGAAGACGAUACAGAUGAAGACGACGGGCUUGCUGGUACCUCGCUAGGGUAUCUUAUGACGAGCCCACGGAAGGCUCGCUCACUAGUGGGUAUGCAAGGUGUUAAAUCGUCCACUAGGGCGGCUGCUGGGUUCGCACAGGCGUCUGGGUCGAAAAGGCGGAAGACGAAUCCUGAUGCGCAUACCCAUUCUUCGCUGAAGGCUGAAAUUGAAGCAGACGAUCAUGUGGCGGAUGCAACUGCUACGGAGGAUGACGACUUGGACGUACAGGUCACCAAGACUUCCACAAGACCGACAGAAAAGAAACAUUCUAUUGGAUCAGAUGCCAACUCACCGGCCUUAAGGACCAGUUCUUCUACCCCUCAGUAUACUGCCAAUAAUGAUAAAGGAAAAAGACCCGUCCGCGUUAUUCACAGGACUCCACCGUUGGGUAGAUCGAGAAGAAAAGUAUUCGUCGAUGACUUUGACGAGCUACCAGAGCCGUCAAACCCAAACCCUUCGGCACAUGGCCGGCUCAUAUCUCACACAACUAAUAAUACAAAUGAUCCGAACGAAAGUGGUGUAAAUUCGAAAAAAUCCCGUCUCAAUGAAGUUCCAACAUUUUUGUUUUGA
Messenger RNA from Aspergillus fumigatus Af293, 870 nucleotides. RefSeq lists its product as uncharacterized. The record is from RefSeq and is a predicted model, not a curated record. Lineage: Eukaryota; Fungi; Ascomycota; Eurotiomycetes; Eurotiales; Aspergillaceae.